CUCGGGUACAUGCGUGCAUGCCCACGCAGGGAUGCGCUGCACCGGUAGCUAUGGAGAAUUCCGCGCAGGUCCCUGCAUCAUGUGGCUUCCGUUUCCACUCUAUUUAGGUCUGCGGCAGCUGCCCUCCGGCCAGAAGGGGGCGCCGCACAGAGGUCGCGAUAUUCUAACCCGGGCAACGCCUCUCUCUCGGAAGUCCCACCCCUUCCGGAAGUGGUGUGCCAGAGCGUCGCGGAAGUCGGCGGCGUCGGAUAGCAUGGCUGCUGCGGGCCGUGGUGGGUCGCGCCGGCCUGAGGCGGGCAGGAAGCGAGGCGGCGGCCGCGGUGCUCCAGGCGGCGAGCCGGGCGCCCUGAAGCGGCUCCGGUUGGCCGUGGAGGGCUUCGUACGGGCCGCCGAAGCCCCCGGGGGCUACGAGGACCGCGGCGUGGCGCGCGCCGGGCCCGGCGGGAGGAAGAGCCGCAAGGAGCUGCGCAGGGAGAAGCGGCAGCUGAGGAAAGCGCGGCGCCUGCAGAGGACCGCGGGCCUCGGGGACCGGGAGGGGGGCACCGGCCGCAUGCGGGGCCCGGCUAAGGACCUGACGACCUCGGUGACCCCGACUAAGGACCGGAUGACCCCGGAGGCCCGGGCUAAGGACCGCAAGACCCCGGCGACCCGGGCCACGGCUCCGGGUACCCUCGGGAAGCCCCGACCCGCCGGCGCCGCCGCCGCCCGGAAGCGGGCCCUUCUAGCGGCCAACGAGGAGGAGGACCGAGAGAUCCGGAAGCUGGAGCGAUGCCUCGGUCUGAACAAGCGCAGGAAGAAGGGCGACAGCAGCUCGGUGCUGCUCAGCUUUGCCCGGGACGGCUUGGACUACAUCCUGGGAGCCCUGGAGCCCGGGAGAGGCGGCUGCUUGUACGAAAGCAGCGAGGGGGAGGGGGAGGAGGGAGAGGCCGGACAGACCCUCCCCGAGAGUGACCUAGAGAGCAGCUCGGGGGACAGUGAGGACGACUCUGACGCGGGAGCGCAGCCGGAGGACCAGGAGGAUGGAGACCAGCAAAGCGAGGAAGCAGCUGAAUGUGGCGCGCGAGGAAAUAAAGGGACUAAGAGAGUCCGUUUUGCAGAAGCCGUAGAAGAGAGGGAAGGUUCUGCAGAAGAUGACAAAGAGCAUCAGGAGAAUCAGAGUGUUGGAAAUACUGGUGACAAGUACGUCCCACCUCGUGUGAGGGUAGAGGAGACGCUGGAUGUCCACAAGAAGGAAGAGCUGGAAAGACUUAAGAAGCAGGUCAAAGGCCUGAUUAACAGGCUGAGUGAGCCAAACAUGGCGUCUAUAAGUGGACAGAUGGAGGAGCUGUACAUGGCCCACAGCCGGAAGCACAUGAACGACACCCUGACUGCUGCUCUCAUGGGCGCCUGUGUCACUGCCUCAGCCAUGCCCCCCAGGCUGAUGAUGGAACAUGUCCUCUUAGUAAGCGUCCUUCACCACACAGUUGGAAUCGAGGUUGGUGCUUGCUUCUUGGAGGCUGUGGUGAGGAAGUUUGACGAUGUCUAUCGAGAUGGAGGUGAGGGGAAAGAACUGGAUAAUCUGUUUAUCAUUGUGGCCCACUUGUACAACUUCCACGUGGUGCAGUCUCUCCUCAUCUUUGACAUCUUGAAGAAACUCAUUGGAACUUUCACGGAAAAGGACAUUGAGCUGAUCCUAUUGAUGCUGAGAAAUGUGGGCUUCGCCUUGAGAAAAGAUGAUGCCUUGUCACUUAAGGAGCUGAUCACAGAAGCCCAGGCCAAGGCCAGCACAGCAGGCAGCAAAUUUCAAGACCAGACCAGGGUGCGGUUCAUGCUGGAGACACUGCUGGCCCUGAAGAACAAUGAUGUGCGCAAGAUCCCUGGCUGUGACCCUGAGCCUGUGGAGAAGCUCAGGAAGUUGCAGAGGGCGCUGGUUCGCAGUGCUGGCUCAGGUUCCGAGACUCAGCUUCGAAUCUCCUGGGAUGGCAUCUUGAAUGCAGAGCAGACAGGGCGUUGGUGGAUUGUGGGGUCUGCAUGGAGUGGAACCCCGAUGAUCGACAAUAGCCAUCACACACUGCCGCAGAAGCCACUUGCAGGGACGGUUAGCUCCAAGAUCCUAGAGCUUGCCCGGAAGCAGAGAAUGAACACUGACAUCCGGAGGAGCAUAUUUUGCACCAUGAUGACGAGCGAGGACUUCCUGGACGCCUUUGAAAAGUUGUUGAAGCUUGGGCUGAAGGACCAGCAGGAGAGAGAGAUCGUCCACGUCCUCAUGGAUUGCUGCCUACAGGAGAAAACCUACAAUCCUUUCUAUGCUUUCUUGGCUAGCAAGUUCUGCACCUAUGAAAGGAGAUUCCAGAUGACUUUCCAGUUCAGCAUAUGGGACAAAUUUCGGGACUUGGAAAAUUUGCCAGCCACUAAUUUCUCAAAUUUGGUUCGUCUGGUGGCACACUUGUUAAAGACAAAAUCACUUCCGCUUUCCAUUUUAAAGGUAGUUGAAUUCAGUGAAUUGGAUAAACCCAGAGUCCACUUCUUACGGAAAGUAUUAACUGUUCUGUUGAUAGAGGUGGAAGAAGACGACCUGGGUUUAAUUUUUGCCAGGGUAGCUGACAACCCAAAGCUGGGGAUGCUGCGAGAAGGCCUGAAGCUCUUCAUUGGCCACUUCUUAUUGAAGCACGCACAGGCCCACCAGAGUGCAGAGGAAGCCAGCCUUCUGAGGGAGCGGGCAGGCCUUGCAUCAAAAUCUCUGCAGGGCAAAGCCAUGCUGAGGCUGUAGCCCGGGAGAUGUCACUUAUGCACUCAGGCCUGUCAUGACAGUGGGAGGAGUUACGUCGGUCUGUUGUGGUUUAUUGUAUUUUAGGAUGUUUGGGUUUUAAAUUUUUUUUAUGUGAGUGUUUUGCCUCUGUGUGUGUAUGGUGCACCCGUGCAUACCUGGCACCCAAGGCCAGAGGAGGGUGUUAGAGCCCCUGGAACUGACGUUACAGAUGGUUGUGGGCCAUCAUGUGGGUGCUGGGAACUGAAUCGGGGUCUUCUGUAAGAGCAGCCAGUGCUCUUGACUGCUGAGGCAUCUCUCCAGCCCCCUCAGAUGAUUCUGUUUGUUUCAGCUUUGUGUGUAUGGCUAUAGCAGGAGGAAGCAAAGGGGAGAGGAUGGCGCAGAUGCUGGGCAGUGUUCUGUGUGGAGCCCUGGGUGGAUUCUUUGUUGUUUGAUAGAUACAUUAAGCCACUAGGGGGUGCUGUCAUCAUAAAUAGAUACGUUUUUGUCUUUUACAAUGUUGGUUAUAAAUUCAAAAACUGUUAGUAACUGGUGCAUGGGGUCUAGGGACUGUUUUCUAGACAGCUGAGGUUUGGGGUUGGUAUUGGGUCCUUGGCAGGAGCAAAGUGAGAACAUUGGCAGAGCAUGGCUGCUGGGGAAGGAAUUAGCACAGACCUGCUAAAGACUCCUGCCCUGCUCAGCAAGGGCAGGAGACAGUCUGCAGAUAGGAACGGUCUUGGCCGCCAGCAGCUCUGCAGAUUAUGGAUGCUUUUUAUUUUCCAACCUUAGAAUUUGCUUCUCUCCAAAAAGCUGUGGACCUACCUAAUCCUGACCUUCGGUUGUUGUAAUAGAAGUAGAGAGGUUGUAGGUUAGCCCUUCUGUGCAGCACAGUGCUGUCCUGGGCAGGUGGACACAGUGUGGGGGUGCUGAUGCCAUGUGAAUCACCCUUUGUUUCUGGUGCACCUUUGAAUGUUUCAGUGUGACCCUGUAGCACUCAGUGUUUAGAUCACCAUGUGCUUUACACUUUGAGAUGUGCAGGCAGUGUAUUGCUCUUCUCGUUGCUGUGGCAAAUGCCUGGCAAAAGCAGCGUGCAGAAGGGUUGUUCUGGCUCAUGGUUGGAAGGUCCAGUCCAUCAUGGUGAGGAGGUCAUGGCAGCAGGACCUCCAGGCAACCGAGCAUUGCAUCUGUUGUGAGGAAGCAGAGAGAUGAGUGCUGGUGCUGAGCUCACUUUCUCCUGUUUAGUCCAGGACCCCAGUCCUUGGACAGAUGCUCUCACAGACCCGACCACAGUUUUGCCUCCUAGGUGAAUCUAGAUCCUGUUGAGUUGACGGUAUGUAGAGAUUUGGGGGCUGAGGAUACACCUCGGUGGAACACUUGCUUAAACCCCUAGGUUCACACACCACACAAAAUGUGCAUACAUGGAUCUCUUAAAAUGUAUCAUACUGACUGGCUGUCGUGGUGCACACCUUUAAUCCCAGCACUAGGGAGGCAGAGGCAGGCAGUGUUGGAGCAACCGGUGCUUGUGUAUAGAUUUCUUACAGUAAAGGUUAAGAGCUAAUGUAUACAAUCACUAAAAAAAUGGAAUUUCAUCUGUAAAAUAAACUUUAUUUAAAAAUAAACCUCUUUCAGCCAG
Messenger RNA from Nannospalax galili (Upper Galilee mountains blind mole rat), 4358 nucleotides. It is a transcript of the gene Nom1, whose product is annotated as nucleolar protein with MIF4G domain 1. Gene Ontology annotation, molecular function: RNA binding; protein binding. Bases 32 to 2749 code for a protein of 905 amino acids. NCBI's taxonomy places the organism in Eukaryota, Metazoa, Chordata, Mammalia, Rodentia, Spalacidae. Gene Ontology annotation, cellular component: nucleolus. The record is from RefSeq and is a predicted model, not a curated record. The transcript is spliced from 11 exons. Gene Ontology annotation, biological process: ribosomal small subunit biogenesis.